CGUGCUGCAAUACUUGGCUUGUGGUGCUGUCAACAUGUCUGAAAUUCUCCCCUACAGCGAGGAUAAGAUGGGGCACUAUGGCUCAGACACCGAGGGGCAGAUCUCAUUCAGCUGCCGUCUGCAGGACACCAGCGCUUUCUAUGGGGGCAACCAGCAGAAAAGACCCCCAAAACUGGGACAGAUCGGAAGAGCAAAGAGAGUUGUUAUUGAAGAUGACAGAAUAGACGAGGUGCUGAAGGGGGUGUCGGACAAGUCUCCCUCCGGAGUAUAAGGUGUGGAAGUGGUUGCUCUCCAGCGCUCACUCUCCUCCCUGAUUUGUAAGCACUUUUGGCUGUGCAUGUUUGUGGACAUGGAGAAGAAGGAAAGGCUUUGAGGCUGCUGGCAAAUCUCCACCCUCCACCUUGAUCCAGACCCUCUGCAGGUCUCCUGAUGGUGCCAUCUGGCUCCCCACACCACUCAGUCCUCGCCAAUGACCUCCAAUGUGGAGAUAUCCAUUUCAGCACCUUCCUAUUUCCCUUGUCACUGUCCCUCACCCUGGGCUCUGGGGGCAGUGAUGAGUCUCAACUCAUGUUAAAGCCAACCCUACAAUGCACUGGCUGCUGUUGUCCUUAGCACCUGUCUGUGUGCCAAGAAGGUGCUUGUUGACUGGAGCACCAUGGAGUUUGUGCCUAUCAACUCCAAUCCUUGCCAGGUGCUGCCUCCUCCUCCUGCCUCACAGUGUACACCCCCAGGGGCUGUAGGUUGUUAGAAAUGCACUUUAUUCUGACAAUAUGUGUCUCUAGUGAAGUAAUAAUCUUUAGCUGUGUGCGUAUUUGUGGGCCCACAGGGAACCCACCUGCGCAGCUGUGUUGAUAUAUCUAUAUAUAUUUAUAUAUAGUCAUGUGUAUAUAUAGGUAUAUAUAGGUUGAAUUGUGAUUAUUAAUACCAUGUCCCCUCCAGUUCAUCAGUAAACCAGCAUCAGAACAAUAAUAGACUGGACAGCCAUCCAUUCUUCCCCAUUUUGCCCCUCAUGAUCAAGAUACCAGCAGGUCGGAAGCAGAGCAGCUGGAGGGCGCAGAGCAGGCACAGGCCGUCCUUUUGCUGUCCAAACCCAAGCAAGACUAAGACUUUAUUUGCUCCAUCUCUUGCAUGAGCUUCCGAAUUCAUCCUGGACCCCUCCCCAGCACGCUCCUUUUUAAGAGGAACCCUUUACAUUUGUAUUUUUAUAAACAACUCUUUGUUAAUAAUCUGAAUUCUGAUAUAUGCUGGUGACUGUGCAAUGUCACAUCAGAGACACAGCCACCUUCUGGAUGCAGAAUGAUUGUCAGCCAGCUGGAUGGCAGUUUAGGGCAGUCACUGGGGGGUGCCCUUAUCAGGUGUUCAUGUAACAUACUGCUGCCACCACCACGAAUGUGUGAAAACUGACCCAGGUGAUAGUGACAUGGGUACAAUCAGUAUGUGCUGACAAGAUUCACAUCAAUAUGCUGCUUGCUGCAAGAUGUCUGUUCCAUGUCAGCUCUGUCUCCCUUACUAAUGUAUUAUAUAGUUCAUGUUUAAAUACAAAAUGCUUUAUAUCCAGCUAAACUUGUUAUAUAUAAAUAUAUAUAUUAUAUGAUAUAUGUGCUUGUUUUACAUUGUGUACAUGUA
Nanorana parkeri is the source of this 1626-nucleotide messenger RNA. It is a transcript of the gene CAMK2N2, whose product is annotated as calcium/calmodulin dependent protein kinase II inhibitor 2. The record is from RefSeq and is a predicted model, not a curated record. Bases 35 to 271 code for a protein of 78 amino acids. Gene Ontology annotation, molecular function: protein kinase binding; calcium-dependent protein kinase inhibitor activity. Lineage: Eukaryota; Metazoa; Chordata; Amphibia; Anura; Dicroglossidae. The transcript is spliced from 2 exons. Gene Ontology annotation, biological process: negative regulation of protein kinase activity.